AUGGAUCAUAGCAACGGCUGGGACAGACAUGUCGCUUUGCACGAUCUUUUUACCCCGGAAUGGUCCCAACUGGAAAAGGGCAGCCCAAUUUCCUUGGUUGUGGAUGGGGUUUUGUUCACAGAUGAGCUGGUCAUAGGUGUUGUACACCCCGGGGAUCAGAAGGUGAGGAUCUAUGGCGAAGUCUCCGACCAGGUGCGUGGAUGCAAGAGGAUGACUGUGUUGAAUGCCUUGGUGGAUUGGCGUUCCCCUUUUGUGGACUUGCUCCUGACCGAUGCCAGUACAAUCGUUGCUCAUGGUCUUUGUCCUGGGCCUGAUUUGUUCCGUCUGGUUGAGGUGUGUUCUGGUGUUGCCUGUUCCUCUGUUGGACUUGGUUUUGCCGGUUUCAAGCAUGUUGCCAGUGUUGAGUGGAGUCAACCACUCGCUCGCCUUCACUCUUUGUGCCACCCAGAUGUCCCGGUGUUGAAUUUGGAUUUGACCAGUCCUGCCUGCGCUCAGUCCCUGUUGACUUCCGUUGACCCACCGUUCUCACUGAUGGCAGGUAUCAGUUGUCAACCAUACUCCACCGCAGGCAGCCAAGGUGGAUCCAGUGAUGCCAGGUCGUCGACUCUCCCUGCGACACUCAGGCUUGGUCAUUUGUGUCAAUGCCCGCUCAUCAUCAUUGAAUGCGUUUGCCCUGCCCAGAGUAACAAGUUUGUCCAAGCUCAUUUGCGGGCUUUGGAAGACCAGUUGGGGUACCGUGUCUCGGACUUGACUCUUCGACUUGAGGACAAUUGGGUUGCCCGUCGUGCACGUUGGUGGGUUAUUGCAGUUCACCCUUGUUUUGCACCCAUUUGUGUCCCGGAAUGGCCCCAUCAUCCGCAUCUUUGCAUCCGUGAUAUCAUGCCAUAUGUUAAGCAGUGGCCAGAUGAAGUGAUGCGUGAGUUGCUCCUUGAUGAUGAAGAGCUCAGACAAUUCACCUUGGACGGCUCCCAUAUGCGCAAGUAUUUGGUCCAGACCUCCGGAAAACUACCAACAUGUUUGCACAGUUGGGGCAGUCAGAGUAGAGCAUGCCCAUGCCUUUGCAGGUCGACCGGCUUCAGCGACCAACUGAUUUUGCAGAGGGGUGUUUUUGGUCAAGUGCUUCCGGUACCAGUUUCACAAGGGCCCCCAAAGUACCGGCAUUUUCACCCUGCUGAACUGAGCCUCCUGAAUGCCAUGCCACUUGUGCCAGGUAUGUAUCAGAACACGGUGGACUUGCGACUUGGAAUCUGCGCCAUUGGCCAGCUGGCCUCACCGCUCCAAUCCGGGUGGGUAGGUGCUAGUGUUGCAUGGCAGAUCCAACAUGCCUUGGGAUUGCCCACUGUGGACCCUCCCGCAGUACUUCAGAGUAUCAAAGCCAUUCUCUUUGGUAAUGUGAGGCAGUUGUUCAAUGAUGGAGUUCCCAGCCCUACCAUUGGAUCUAUGGUGCAGGUUGUUUUUCCUGAUUCCACGAAACUGGCAUUCCCGGUACCCACAGCAGCCACCCUGCGUGACCUCAGGACUGCCGAAGCUGCUUUGAACCAAGGUGCUUGCCAGUAUGGAUGGACUGAUGAUGCUACCGGCCGUCCCUUAGGUGAUGAUGACUGCAUCCGAGGGCUUUGCAUCCGUGCCAAUUUUGCCGAUGCCUUGCACAGUCAAGGCCUCCCUGCAUGCCCUGCCACCGACAAUGCAGUUCCAGAGCCUUUGCCUGAACCAGCAUCCGAAAGCGCAUCCGCCAGUUGUGUUUCUGUGCCUCAGUCAGUUGAUGUCGACAUGGUUCCAUGCUCCGUUCGGCCAGAUCCUCUCAGUGGACUUACCCAUUUGUCAGGUCCUUCUUUGGCUGCGUUGGUCCCUCCCUUGUUGCCUGACUUGCAUCACAUCCAAAUCAUGCGUCAAGAACAUGCUGGUGUUGACAAUCGUUUGUUGAUCCUGCAUAAUCAGGGCCCCGCCAUGGCAGAUGAUGAACUGCUCCUUCAUGUCCGUACGUGCAUCAAGUUGUCUGGGCGCACUGAUGUCCAUAUGAUCGACCCUGUCCUUGCGGCCAGUUGGCUCCGUGUGGGCACUGUUGAGCAAGUGCGUGCUUGGUUCAUGUCUGUGGACUCUUGCUGUUGUGCGGUCACUGUUGUCCCUUUUUCAGAUCACUGGAUUCCUGUUGUAUGGACUCGCGGUCAACGUGGCGUUUCUGUUUCAAUCUGGGAGGUGGACGGCGUUGAUGUGGAUGGACUUAACCCGCUGCAUGGACUUAUCUGCCAAGCUUGGACUUCGCCUGGAUUUGCUGUCACUUGCACUCGCCGCACCUUUGGGUUGACACACUGCGGAGCUGCUGCUUUUGCGUACCUGGCCCAUGUCCUGUUGGAUAAGCCUCUGCCUUUGGAUUUUGAUGCCAUUGUUGCCCUCCAUGGGGACCUGCAGGAAAGUUUUGCAGCCGCCAUCAUGGACCUGUCUGUUGUCCCGCGUCCAUGGUGUUGGGGUCUUGGAGUUCCAGACACUUUGGGUCUUGUUGCUAACCUGCUGCAAUUGCAUGGGGUCCCGUUGGAACAAUCGGCACAGAGAGCCAAACUUGUGGUCCAGGGGCUAGGCCGUAGUGCAGUUACCAAUGCCGUCACGGGGGGUACGCCUUGGAAGUCCCUCAAAGCUUUGGCCAACCUGCAAUCGCCGCCUGUGCAACUUGUCCUCCCGGAUGAACAACAGCAGAGGGUACUUCAGAAGAACCCCAAACCCAAGAAGCAAACGAGUCAGCGUCCUGCCAUGCCUGCACGCCCUCGUGAACUUGACCCAGCCAAAAUUCAGCUGGACCCUGGUGCAUUUUGCACAGGGCAUGAUGAGCCAGUUUGCCAAGUGGACUUUGCUCAGAUUGGACCGUUAGUGACAGGAGUUGCCCUGACCAACUUUGCUGAUGCCACUCCCUUUCUGCAAGCAGACAAGCUGCUGACCAGCCGUGGACUUGCAUUGCUGAUCCUGAACCCACCCAAAGACCUGCCGACCAAUCUGCAGUAUGCCACUGUCAGAUUCGCUGCCAGAUGUGCCCUGAACCAAGAGCCCAUGCUGCUCACAGGUGCCCUUGUCCAACUGGGAGGAGCAGUUAUCUAUCAGUACAAGGCCCAGAAUACCCCUGCGAUCAUGUCUGUUGACGUUGCUUGCGCCAGGGUCACUGUUUUUGCUGACCAGUGGGAUGGUAAAUGGGAGGAUUUUGCAGCCAAGCCGAUCAAGCAUAUCCUUGCUGCCCUCCCUGCACUCCAGGUUUGCAAGAUGGAAUCAUGCUCUUGCCCUGCUUGGCAUCCGCCUCCAGAUGGACCCCAUGAUGCACUCUUGGAUGUGUUCAGGCGCCAAUACCUCAAUGAGGCAGGCCGGCCUGUCAAGUGGGAUCAGGCCGCAUCCUUCGCUGUUAUGGUCAGAUACAUCAAGGCGCUGGAACCCCAGGUUGUCGCAGUCAGUGGCCAAAAAGGUGUGUAUGUUGAGCCGAAGACGGAAGACGCCGCCCAGCCUAGCGGAGACUUUCAGGUGAUCUGGCUCCCACAGCAUGAUUAUGCAUCAGUGGCACACAUGGCCAAAUGCGAGGCUCACUGUGUUGGCAUUGCAAGAACUGGUCGCCGAUAUGGACUAAGGGUGCACACAACUCACUUUCAGCAAGUGUUUGCCAGUGUCAAACCAGACGCAGUCUUCCUUGCACCAGGCUCCCGGAUGGUUUUCCAUUGCGGCCCAUGGCCAUAUGGCAGUGAUCGCAAAGGGCUGGCACGCACCCUCAAGGCCAGCGGUUGGGAGUGCAGGCCGCUCCAGCCCCUGCAGAGCGCCCCAGGAGGACUCAUGUGGUCUGUCCAGGCCAAUGUGGAGCCACCAGCCAAUGUGAUGAGCAUGCACCACGGCCAGGUUGUCAUCACGCGACAUGAUGCACGUGCAGCCAUGCCAGAACCUGACAUGAGAGUCAUCGGCCAAGCCAACACGGUCCAGCUCUGCUCAGUCACAGAUGGUGCAAGCCAUGGAAGCAAGCUGCCAACCAGCUGCCGCCACAGCCUGCAAGAGCUGGAACAGAGGAUCGAGUCCAAGGUCCUGGCCAAGAUGCCGAUCCAGGCAGAACGCAUGGAAGUGGACGAUCAGGACACUCGCAUCUCCCUCUUGGAGCAGCAGAUGCACCAACUUACAAGUCGCCAAACGAUUCUGGAGUCCACGGUCACUGACCACCAUGCCCAAAACACCGCGCAGGUACAGGGGUUGCAACAACAGAUGAUGAUGCAACUCGAGAUGCAGUCCAAGCAGAUGCAGGGCAUGUUAUCUGAUCAAAUGUCCCGGCUGGAGCAGAUUUUGGCGAAGAAACCCCGGACCGAAUGCCUGGCUUGCAGUUUGAAGUCUAUGCAAUCCAGGUACAAGCAUGUCCUGACAGGAGCCCCCAUGGCUCAACGCACUGCGGCCAGCGAUGCUGGGGAAUGGGCUGGUGUGGCCUUCACUUCUGCCUUUCCGUGCAGGACGUUGUCAACACCCUGGCCGCAGGAUGUCUAUGAAACCGGACGGUUGCAAUUUGGUUCUUUCUUCACCCCAUCAGCCUGGGUGACAGGAGCAGUGCUGUACGGCUACCCUGAAGGCCGCAAUCACCCUAAUGCCCACCCUCAAACCGAAGCCUUGCUGGACUUUGCUGUCUCUCACCUUUUGUCCUUCCCAGGUCCGAAGUUCAUUGGUGGCGACUGGAAUUUUCAGCUUCCCGACCUGGCCAUUGUUCCCGUCUUGCGUGCUAGAGGUUGGGUUGAGGUCCAGGACUUGUGGCAUUCCAUGACUGGCGCCCCUGUUCAAAACACUUGCCGCGGGGCCACCCGCAAGGAUUUCCUCUGGAUUUCACCUGAGUUGGCUAUGGUUUUGUCUGGUGUGCGCGUUUGUCUGGAGACUUUUGCUGAUCAUGCAGUGAUCAUCGCCCAGUUCCGAGGAGGUUCACAUCACCUUGACAGUUUUGUUUGGCCGUGUCCGAAACCGGUGUCUUGGGGUACAGAGCAUGCACUUCCGGAGCCACUGUCCUUUGCUUCACCUGUGGACCCCACUGCCCAGUAUGCCCGAAUGUGGCAGAUGAAAGAGCAGGCUGCAGCUGCUACCUUGCCUGAGUGGAUUCCUGCAAUGGGUGGCAGAGGUCAACAACUCAAGCCGGCCAGGAAGCGUGGAAUUCCUGCACCCAUCAAGCAAGGCCGGAAGUCUGAUGUUCAGCCUGGGUUUCACGGGUUCUCCGCGGUCCAUGUGAAACAAUUCAGACAGUUACGCCGUUUGCAAAACUAUUGCCGCUGGAUUUCCUCCUUUGAAACUGAUGGCACUGGCGAUGGGACCCAUGGUAUUGACCUUUGGAAUUCCAUUCUCCGAGUCUUUGAAGCUGUGCUUGCUGAAGUCCGCGCCUUCGAGCGCAAUUUGGCCUUUGCUCAACAGGCUCACAGAGCUGCCCAACAUGAAAAGGAUCGGCUCCUGAUCUUCCGUGAAGUUGCCCGCCAGCCGGCAGCACCUGUUGAAUCCCUUGUCCACUCUGUGUCUUCUGUUGUUGCGCAGCUUGACCCAACCCAGUGUGCUGUUGAACUGGUUGAGCCUGUCAACCUUGAUGCCAACCAACCUGUUUGGAUCGGUGGACAACAGAAACAAGUUAUCCACGCUGAGUCUGACAAGAUUUGGAUUUCUGACCUUGAAGGAGUUCAGCCCUCUGACAAGGUCAAACAGUCUACGCACAUUGGGCGCUUGCAGGACCUGUUUGAAGAGUUUCAUGAGCAAUGGAAAGCCCGCUGGUGUCGUCAUGAUCACUUGGCUUUUGACCAUUGGGAGCAGCUGCUUGGAUUUGCCCGUCGUGUUUUGACUCCGCAGUCCAUCCCGUCUCUGCGUCUUGAUGUGUCCCUCCUCAGAGCCGAAGUCCAUAGGAAGAAGAAGCGCUCAGCUACUGGACUUGAUGGAGUUAGCAGAGCAGACUUGAUUGCUGCUGAUGAUGCCGUUUUCCAAUCGCUCACCCGAGCUUACGAACGUGCUCAAACUGAUGGUGAGUGGCCAGCACAAUUGCUCGCCGGAAAGGUCAUCUCAUUGGCCAAGUCCGACUCAGCUUCCAGUGUUGGCGACUACAGGCCGAUAACUGUCUUUGGGCUGCCCUAUCGCCUCUGGUCAAGCCUGCAAGCAAGGCAUUUGCUGGCCCACGCUGACAGCUGGGUUGACGAUGGUGUUUUCGGUAACAGACCAGGGCGUCAAGCCUCUGAUUUGUGGUUCCACUUGCUUUCGCAGAUUGAGGCAGCCUACAGUGCCCAAGUUCCGCUUUGCGGGUUGUCAGCAGACAUUGAAAAAUGCUUCAACUGUAUUCCACGUUUUCCUGCACUUUGCCUUGCGGUGUUGGUUGGGACGCCUGACAGUGUUACUACGGCGUGGGCUGGUGCGUUGGCCUCCAUGAAACGACACUUCAAGGUUCGGGAGUCGUAUUCGGAAGGCUUCUUGACCUCCACUGGACUUGCUGAGGGGUGUGGCCUCAGUGUCUAUGGCAUGCUUUUGGUUGAUCAUCUGUUUGCCUGCUGGAUGCGAGCCCAAUCCCCAGCUAUUCGGACUUUGUCUUAUGUUGACGACUGGCAGACCUAUGCUUGGGAUCCUUCCUACGCGGUGCGUCAGUUACAGUUGGUUGAGCAGUUUGCAGGUCACCUGGACUUGACCAUUGAUCGGCGGAAGACUUUUGGGUGGUCCACCGACCCGGUUGUUCGCCAGCAACUCCGGGAUUCUGGUAUCACUGUUCUUCACCAUGCCAGAGAAUUGGGUGGGCACAUGGGUAUCUCCAAACAGUACACCAACCGUACCUUGGUCAACCGUUUCCAAGACCUUGACGACUUCUGGCCAAAACUGCGGGCCAGCAAGGCUCGACACCAUGCCAAGGUGUACAUGCUGCGUGCUGUGGCCUGGCCAUGUGGCUUACAUGCCGCUGCUGUUGAUCUCCAGUUCCUUGGUUUGCUUUGGACUUGCCGUGAAGUGCGUGCCCACUGUCCCCCGGAGUUCUGGCUCCACAGUGUUGCUCCCUUCGCACAUGGACUUUUGGACUUGCCUCCCAACUCUCUGACGGCCAUCCUGGUUGAUCGCCUCCAGCAUGCGGGUUUUUCGGUUCUUUCUUCAGGUCGGCUCGUUGACCAAUUUGGGUCUUUCUGUCUUCAAACAUCCAACUUCAAUGAAGUGGAAUUGCGGAUGCAACGUGCUUGGUGUCGUGUUGUCGCUGCCCAAGUGUCGCACCGUUUGGACUUUCAAGGGUUGGAUGCAGUUGACUUGGUGGCCACACGCAAGGCUCUGAGAGGGCUCGCUGCAGAUGAUCAGGCUCUCCUGCGGUUCAGCCUGGCUGGUGGACUUUUCACUGAGCGGUACAAGGCCAAGUGGACGCAGCAAACAGAUGCUUGCAAGUUUUGUGGAGCCUCCGACUCCCUGCGCCACAGGUACUGGGAAUGCCCUCAACAUGCUGAUUUGAGAAGUCAGCUUGCUCCAGAUGCGACGCGUUUAGUUGACUUGCUUCCGACUGCUUUGUCCUUGCGUGGGUGGUCACUGCUCCCCUCGACUUGGAAUUCCUGGAUGUCCCUUCUUGCUGCACUGCCCACCGAAAUGCCUGAGCCGGCUGUGGAUUUAAAGCCAGGGAUCUGGAACGAUGUUUUUACCGAUGGCUCUUGCCUCUGGCAAAACCAACCUUCCGUGCGUGUGGCGGCUUGGUCUGCCGUCCUGGCGCGCCCUUUCCAUGACACCUGGACUCCUGCUGCUGCCUCUGUCAUUGGUGCCGCUGCCCUGUCUGGACUUUGUCAGUCUGCCUACCGGGCUGAACUCACUGCGUUGGCUUACAGUCUGUCUUGUGCGGCGCGUGCGCGGGCCCCUAUCCGUGUGUGGUGUGACUGCCUUGGGGUUGUCAACAAGUUCCACUUGCUGGUUUGGGGUGCAGGCCGAAUCAAUUGCAACAGGCCGAACAGUGAUUUGUGGUUGUGGAUCGCAGAUUCAGUGGAGACAUUGGGUCGCGAUUACGUGCAGGUGAGAAAGGUCCAAGCACACCGGACGUUGCAGAGUGCCAGAACUUUGCACGACGCUUGGACCUUCUUUCACAACACAGUUGCAGAUCGAGCAGCCCGUUUGGCAAAUCAAGCGAGACCUGCCGCUUUUUGGCUACAGUGGGAGCAACAUGUGAGGGAAGUUUUCGCAGUGGAUGUGCUUGCUGGGCAGGUUCGGGCCCUACACGUUGCUGUUGGGAGACGACACGUAUGUGCAGAGGUUGCAACAGGUGAUUGCCCGGAGAUUGUGCCAAAAGAGACAAGGGAGUUCGUGCAGAAGUUUUCCCUCGGUGGCUGGAGCGGAGAACCCCCACCGAAGGCAGCAAGGCUUUUUGGCCCGACCCAUGUGAGAAGGGUGUCUCAAUGGUUGUGGGAGCGUUUGCAACCAGCUUCCAACAAAGUGGUUUGGAUGACGUUCAGCCAAUUGUACAUCGACUAUCAACUGGCGUGGAAUCAUCCUGGACCUCUUCGUAUCAAUGGGCAGUGGAUCGACACCGAUCAGAGAACGUAUGUGGCUGCCGAACGGUUCCAAUUCAAACAGCGCGUUCGCUGGUUCAAGCAACUUGUCAAAUCAGUCUGGAAGGAGAUAGGCAUUGAUGCAGCGCUGGCUCAGACUCGUCCGGCAGGACACAUGGUUCAGGCCUAUUUGCCCGCUGCCUCUGUACCUUGGCCUCAGAUCCAGAUCGACAAGGUGGACGCUUGGUUAGCUUCGCAUUUGAAGGGGCCGUGCAGCCGAGAUGCGGCAGCACUGAAUAGGCUCCCCUUGGCAGUAGCGAAAGGUGGCACACGCACUGCCAUGAG
Molecule: messenger RNA, 8795 nt
Organism: Cladocopium goreaui
Lineage: Eukaryota; Dinophyceae; Suessiales; Symbiodiniaceae
Source: the annotation of a GenBank genome assembly